Messenger RNA from Seriola aureovittata, 2776 nucleotides. RefSeq names its product cholinergic receptor, muscarinic 2a (gene chrm2a). NCBI's taxonomy places the organism in Eukaryota, Metazoa, Chordata, Actinopteri, Carangiformes, Carangidae. Bases 520 to 2028 code for a protein of 502 amino acids. The record is from RefSeq and is a predicted model, not a curated record. Gene Ontology annotation, cellular component: plasma membrane. The transcript has 3 exons. Gene Ontology annotation, molecular function: G protein-coupled acetylcholine receptor activity. Gene Ontology annotation, biological process: regulation of heart contraction; adenylate cyclase-activating adrenergic receptor signaling pathway.
CUGUGUGUUCAUGUCAACGAAACGACAACAAAGCGUUGUAAUCAUAUAGGCUAAACACUGAGCUCUACAAACCUCUUUAAGAAUGAGAGGUGAUGUCGCUCCGCUGCCACGAGCCCGUGUACGUGCGUAAAAGCGCAACGGAAGAAGCGGAUCAGACUUGAGACGGCAGGUUUGUGUCGGACUGGUGUGGCUGUUAUAGUUGAGAUGUUUUUUACGCACAGAGUGGAUCUCUCUCUCUCUUUCUCUCUCUCCCGAAUCUCGCUUUUUGGAUGACGUGCAGUGGUUUUGUUGCGCACAAAUCCACCGGAGGAGUCGAUAUCCAGAGUGGCCAUGGCUAUUAACCAUGAAGCUGGAGCCUAACAUGCCCAUCGCUUCCUCCUUCUGUCAAAAAAAGCUUCUCUGGUGCUACAUUGAACAUACACUCUUUGAAUAUGCCAUCCAAGUGCGAGAGAGCCCAACGGACUGCUUAACACCUGCUGUUCCAUCUGAGUAGGAGGUGGCAACAAAAGACCAAAUGCCAUGGAUGCAUUCAAUUUCACCUACUGGAAUGCCUCCGAAGGCAAUGACACAGAAGUCAAGGAACAGAGUGAGAGCCCCUACAAGACAGUGGAGGUGGUGUUCAUCGUGUUGGUGGCCGGUUCCCUCAGUUUGGUUACAGUUAUCGGAAACAUCCUGGUCAUGCUUUCCAUCAAGGUUAAUAGGAACUUACAGACUGUCAACAACUAUUUUUUAUUCAGCCUUGCAUGUGCUGACCUGAUUAUCGGACUGUGCUCCAUGAACUUGUACACGGUCUACAUAGUGAUAGGCUACUGGCCCCUGGGGCCGGUGGUGUGCGAUCUGUGGUUAGCCUUGGACUAUGUUGUCAGCAAUGCAUCUGUCAUGAAUCUACUCAUCAUAAGCUUUGACAGAUAUUUCUGUGUCACCAAGCCCCUCAGCUACCCUGUCAAAAGAACCACCAAGAUGGCAGGGAUGAUGAUCGCUGCAGCCUGGGUUCUGUCUUUUAUCCUCUGGGCACCCGCCAUUCUCUUCUGGCAGUUCAUUGUUGGUGGGCGGACAGUGCCUGAGAAGGAGUGCUACAUCCAGUUCUUCUCUAACGCUGCCGUCACUUUCGGCACCGCCAUUGCCGCCUUUUACCUGCCCGUCAUCAUCAUGAUCCAGCUCUACUGGCAGAUCUCCAGAGCAAGCAAGAGCCGUGUGAAGAAGGAUAACCGUAAGCCAUCAGCGGCCAUCCCAGAGCCGCUGUCACCUGGCCAGAGGAGGAACAACACGCCAAAACCCAACAACAACAAUGUCCCAGGUGAGGACGCAGGGGGUUCCCAGAACCAGAAUGCUGACGACGGGGCCAACCAGCAUGAUGGGAAACUGCAAAACGGUAAAGGACCCUCCUCAAACACCGCUGACGGAGAAACCGAAGGUGACGACGGGGCGAGGGAGAACUGCGCUCCAGGAGAAGAGAAGGAGAGCUCCAAUGACUCGACAUCCGGCAGCGUGGCCGCGUCCAACCAGAAGGACGAGGAGGCGGUGCCGUCCACUGCCAACUCCAGCGUCGAGACCAGUCAGCCGCCCACGCGUCAGCGAGCCAAGGCGGGGGGCUCCAAGCUGACCUGCAUCAAGAUCAAGACGAAAUCACCCAAGGGUGACUGCUACACACCGUCCAACGCCACCGUUGAGAUCGUCCCGGCCUCGGAGCGGCAGAAUCACGUGGCGCGGAAGAUCGUGAAGAUGACCAAGCAACCUCCCAACAAGAAGAAGAAAGCGGCACCGUCGCGGGAGAAAAAAGUGACCCGCACCAUCAUGGCCAUCCUGGUGGCUUUUGUAGCCACCUGGACUCCUUAUAAUGUGAUGGUGCUUAUUAACACCUUCUGCUCCAGCUGCAUCCCCAACACAGUGUGGACUAUUGGUUACUGGCUGUGCUACAUCAACAGCACCAUCAACCCGGCCUGCUACGCUCUGUGCAAUGUCACAUUUAAAAAGACAUUCAAACAUCUUCUCCUCUGCCAAUAUAAAAAUAUUAGGUCGGCCAGAUAAAUAAGAGCCAGAGCUGAAGUAUGAGUUGCCUGUGUGUGUGAGUGUGUGUGUGUGUGUGUGUGUGUGUGUGUGCGUGCUUGUGCGUGUGCACCAUCCAUAUAUAUAUAUACACGUGUGUGUGUGUCUGAGAAAGAGGUUUGUGAGCAUGAUGAAGACCGCAAGAGUGUAUAUUACUGUCCAUCAUUUUAUCAUUACUUUUCCAAUUUCUCUCUCAAUAACCGGUUGUAGCACUCUACACAAAUUCAACUGAUGCCAGUUGCGUUGAGCUGUGUCGUGCAGAAGCAGCGUAGAUGAGGAAGGAAAAAUUCAGCUAAAAAGCUAAAAAAAUAAAAGGGGAAAAAGUGUAAAGCAGACAGCGCUUGGAGGUCGCACUGAGCUGAUAAAAACAAAUAAAAAAUAAAAAAUGAAAACACGAUAAAGAGUGGAGGAAGAUCUACGCUGUUCAAGAAAACUUCAAAAUGGGAAAAUAGGGCUGACUGAAUUUACAAACCUCACAAGUUUGAAGUUCAGUGAAGAUACCUGUAGAUAACUGUACAUAUCAGUGUAUAUCUGUGUGUGUGUGUGUGUGUGUGUGUGUGUGUGUGUGUGUGUGUGCCCGCCCCUCUGCCUGCCUUCUCUCUCUCUCUCUCUCUCUGUCUCUCUCUCUCUGUCUGUCUCUCUCUCUCUCUCUCUCUCUCUCUCUCUCUCUCUCUCUCUCUCUCUCUCUCUCUCUCUCUCUCUCUCUCUCUCUCUCUCUCUCUCUCUCUCU